AUGGCCUCCAGUCUUGACACGCUUGUCAAAAACCUUGUCAAAAAGGGCAAGUCUUUCUUUCGAAAUACAGGAAAAUAUUAUUCUGGAGAGAAGCUUAAACUGUCGAUGAGAAAGGGUGUUUAUCCUUAUGAAUGGAUGGACUCUAUACACAAGCUUGAUGAGCCACAACUUCCACCGAAAGAAGCUUUCUUCUCCAAGUUAAGUGGUGGAGGUAUCUCAAAGAAAGACUAUAUCCAUGCUCAGAAGGUGUGGAGCGUCUUUCGAUGUAAGACAUUCAGAGAUUAUCACAAUCUCUACAAUCGUAGCGACGUUCUUUUACUAGCCGAUGUGUUUGAAAACUUUCGAGAGCUUUGCAAAAAAAACUAUGAUCUCGACCCUUGUUGGUACUUCACCGCACCGGGUUUGGCUUGGGAUGCUUGUCUCAAGUUGACUAAGGUAAAACUUGAGUUGUUGAGCGAUAUAAAUAUGUUGCACAUGUUUGAGGCUGGUAUUCGCGGUGGGAUUUCAAUGAUUUCGACAAGGCAUGCAAAAGCCAAUAACAAAUACAUGGAAAAAACCUUUGACCCUACCCAACCUUCAAAGUUCAUCACGUAUCUCGAUGCAAACGCCCUCUACGCUUGGGCGAUGAGUAAGAGUCUGCCGACAGGAGGUUUUAAAUGGGUAGAUGAAAAAGACUUUGAAAAAUGGAGAGAUUUCCCCUGCAUUCUCGAAGUUGACUUGAAAGGUGUCAAAGAAGAGCUUCACGAUCACUUCAACGACUAUCCACCCGCCCCUGAGAAUCUGUUGAUUGGGAAAGUCCAUAAGCUGGUCUGUACGUUAAACGAAAAGAAAAAGUACAUCGUUCAUCACGAGAUAUUAAAACAAUACAUGAGUCUUGGAAUUGAGAUUGGAAAGAUUCACCGCGUCAUUAGGUUCAAUGAGAGUCCUUGGAUGAAGAAGUACAUCGAUUUGAACACAGAGUUAAGAACCAAGGCUGACAACGACUUUGAAAAAGACUUCUUCAAGCUCAUGAGCAACGCUGUUUUUGGCAAAACGAUGGAAAACAUUCGAAAACGUGUUGACGUGAGACUUGUUACCAGAGAAGAGAAGGCAAAAAAGUUGGCAAAUAAGGUCAACUUCAAACAUUGCACCAUCUUCUCCGAAGAUCUGUGCGCAAUGCACAUGAGAAAGACGCAAAUUCUCUUCAAUAAACCUCUCUAUCUCGGGAUGAGCAUCCUUGAUAUUAGUAAGACAUUGAUGUAUGACUUUCACUACAACUACAUCAAACCUAAGUACCCAGAGG
Molecule: messenger RNA, 1282 nt
Organism: Stylophora pistillata
Lineage: Eukaryota; Metazoa; Cnidaria; Anthozoa; Scleractinia; Pocilloporidae
Source: RefSeq, a predicted model, not a curated record